This is a messenger RNA of Spinacia oleracea (spinach), 1726 nucleotides long. RefSeq names its product ATP-citrate synthase alpha chain protein 1. Gene Ontology annotation, biological process: succinyl-CoA metabolic process; tricarboxylic acid cycle. The transcript has 13 exons. The record is from RefSeq and is a predicted model, not a curated record. Gene Ontology annotation, molecular function: succinate-CoA ligase (ADP-forming) activity. Gene Ontology annotation, cellular component: succinate-CoA ligase complex. The coding region runs from base 178 to 1449 and encodes 423 amino acids. NCBI's taxonomy places the organism in Eukaryota, Viridiplantae, Streptophyta, Magnoliopsida, Caryophyllales, Amaranthaceae.
GUAAAAAAUAAUAAUUUCCCUCAAAGUCGACAAGACACCGUAUUAUUUUCGCAGCUAUAAAUAAGCUUCAGUUCUUCAGCCAUUGUCUGAUACUUCCCAUCUUCUACCAGAUUAGGCAGAUUCACAUUCUUGCUCUCCUUCAUCUACCUGAUUCUACGGUUUAACGAAGGGGGGAAAAUGGCAAGGAAGAAGAUCAGAGAGUACGAUUCAAAGAGGUUAUUGAAGGAGCAUUUUAAGAGAAUUUCUGGUUCUGAACUCCCCAUUAGAUCAGCUCAAAUUACAGAGUCAACCGAUCUGAAUGAACUUGUUGUAAAUGAGCCGUGGCUCUCAUCUGAAAAGUUGGUUGUGAAGCCCGACAUGUUGUUUGGGAAGCGUGGCAAGAGUGGUCUAGUUGCCCUGAAUUUGGACUUUGCCCAGGUUACUGCUUUUGUAAAAGAGCGUCUUGGCAAAGAGGUGGAGAUGGGUGGAUGUAAAGGACCUAUUACAACUUUCAUUGUGGAGCCUUUCAUUCCACACAAUGAAGAGUUCUAUCUCAACAUUGUCUCAGAAAGACUGGGAAACAGUAUAAGCUUCUCAGAGUGUGGUGGAAUUGAGAUAGAAGAGAACUGGGAUAAGGUCAAAACAAUAUAUGUUCCCACUGGAGUUUCUUUUACUUCUGAAGUCUGUGCUCCUCUGGUCGCUACUUUACCUUUGGAGGUCAAAGGUGUUAUCGAAGAGUUCAUCAAAGUCAUCUUCGCUCUGUUUUUAGAUCUGGACUUCACUUUCCUAGAAAUGAAUCCUUUCGCAUUAGUCAACGGGAACCCCUAUCCUUUGGACAUGAGAGGCGAGCUAGAUGAUACUGCUACCUUCAAGAAUUUCAAGAAGUGGGGUAAUAUCGAGUUCCCAUUGCCAUUUGGAAGAAUUAUGAGCCCAACAGAGAGUUUUGUUCAUGGUCUGGAUGAGAAGACUAGCGCUUCAUUGAAAUUCACAGUUUUGAACCCUAAGGGAAGGAUUUGGACCAUGGUGGCUGGAGGAGGAGCCAGUGUUAUCUAUGCAGAUACUGUUGGGGAUCUUGGUUAUGCAUCUGAGCUUGGGAACUAUGCUGAAUAUAGUGGUGCUCCCAAUGAAGAUGAGGUCUUACAGUAUGCCAGAGUUGUGAUUGAUUGUGCAACUGCAGACCCUGAUGGUCGCAAGAGAGCCCUUGUGGUUGGAGGAGGUAUUGCCAAUUUUACUGAUGUUGCUGCUACUUUCAAUGGAAUAAUCAGAGCUCUGAAGGAGAAGGAAUCAAAGCUUAAAGCCGCAAGAAUGCACAUUUAUGUGAGGAGAGGAGGUCCAAAUUACCAGAAGGGUUUAGCUAAAAUGCGAUUGCUUGGAGAAGAGAUUGGAAUCCCUAUUGAGGUAUACGGGCCUGAGGCAACCAUGACGGGAAUAUGCAAGCAGGCCAUCGAUUGUAUCAGUGUAGCUGCUUGAUUGUGUCGCAGAGCAGAUUCAAAUUCGAUUCAGCCAUUGCUCCUACAGUGCUAGUUAAUUCCUAGCUGAUGUAGAUUUAGCACAAAUUUGAUUAUUUUGUAGAUUUGUUUUUUUUGUGUUUUGGAGCACAUGUAUUAUGUUAACGUGAAAGAUUGAAGAUCCUUUAUUGUCAGAGACACGAAUAAACGAGAUACUCGUAUAUUGCCUUGAAGAAAUGUCUUAUACGGAGUACAUUUCAGGUUGAUAAUGAAGGGUGCUCCGUAAGUAGUUCGUAACA